Cloeon dipterum is the source of this 2729-nucleotide messenger RNA. RefSeq names its product proteoglycan 4-like. The transcript is spliced from 11 exons. The record is from RefSeq and is a predicted model, not a curated record. Gene Ontology annotation, molecular function: actin binding; muscle alpha-actinin binding. Lineage: Eukaryota; Metazoa; Arthropoda; Insecta; Ephemeroptera; Baetidae. Gene Ontology annotation, biological process: actin cytoskeleton organization; muscle structure development. Gene Ontology annotation, cellular component: adherens junction; plasma membrane; filamentous actin. Bases 188 to 2329 code for a protein of 713 amino acids.
CUUGGCGCUUCUCUGUGGCGGCUCAAAGACUAAAUUUGACUGGGGGGUGGUCCGUCGCGAGAGUGAGUGCUCUUAGUCCGCUCACCAGUGACUUCUGGUGAUGAUCUGGUGGUCCCUGCACUCUCCUUGACCGACGCACUCUCAGGGAUUCAUACUUUGAGAUCUUGAAAGGUCUCCAAACCAACGCAUGGCUGACGAGGAAGUUGCACAAAUUACCGAACAAGCCUCCCAACUCCUAUCCGAGCCCCAACCCGCUCCCGCCGAACCCACGGAGGCACCCCCUGCGGAACCCGCCCCCGAGCCUGCAGCCCAGCCACAACCAGAACCAGCCGCUCCUGCUGAACCUGCAGCUCCAAUUGAACCUGCAGCCGAACCAGCUCCGGCCGUUCCCGCGGAUGAAGCAGUUGUCCCAACAGCUGAGUGCGAAGCCCCCAAAGUGCAGGUUGCCCCAGAACCCCCAAUGUUUAAGCCCAUCAUUGCUUCCCCGGUGCCUCACCACGCCGCCAUUAAAUCCUCACCCGUGCUGACCAACGGACUCACCAAUGGAUUCCCAACUGAACCCACGCCGGUUCCCAUCUCUACGAACAUCCAGAUUACGCUAAACAAGGAGGAAGGCCAGAGCUGGGGCCUGAGACUUAAUGGAGGACGCGAAUUCGGACUUCCCCUCAGCGUUAUCAGGCUGCAAGCUGGAAGUCUAGCAGAACACCAGGGUAUUAGAAUUGGCGACAUUGUUGAGGAAAUCAACGGAAUACGAGCAUCCGAGAUGACCCACAAUGAAGCCCUGGAGGCAAUUAAAAAGGCUGGCAACGCUUGCCUGUUCUCCCUACUCAGAUCCGAGGCCAACACUGGCAAAGUUAUGAAACCCUACAAGCCCAUGGCUCAGCUCGAUGAUCUCACAGUUGCUCAGCCGAGCGGUACAAGACCAGCCUUGGCAACCCCCGUCGCUGCAGCCGCAACCAAGAGGCACGUGGCACUAGGCACCCUGAACAUAGAAGAGGCGGAGACGUGCUUCACCGAGGAGGUAAUCGCCGAGACCAUGUCCGCGCACGCCGAGGUUGUUGUUGGUAACGCACUGGGCGUUAACUUCCACAAAUUCGAGCCGAGGUUCGAACAUUUAGCCAACUCGGGAACUUACCAACUGCUUCUGGAGGAGGAACAGAAGAGAGGCAAAACCAUGACCUUGCCAAAGACCUUGAAACCGCAGAUAAUCCCGCGCAAGCAGCCACCCAAACCACGUACCCCAGUGCCCCCACCAAAAGAGCCCACUCCACCCCCGGCACCCAAAGAACCGACACCACCACCUAAGGAGCCCACUCCUCCACCAAAAGAACCCACUCCUCCUCCUAAGGAGCCUACACCGCCUCCACAGGAGCCGACGCCUCCACCUCCAAAAGAGCCGACUCCAGAGCCAGAACCAGUUCCGGUUGAGGAACCUCAACAGCCGAAGCAGGAGGAAGCUCCUGUUCAAAACGGAACGACUGAACCACCAGUUGCCGUGAGCAACGCCGUCAAUGGGGAUGACCCAGAACUGGUGGCAAUCGAGAAGGCUGCACAGCAGCCGGCUGCUCAGGUAGUCUCACCUCCACCAUCGAAUCAGUAUUUCCAGCAACAACACCAGCUAACCAAGCGGCAGAAGGAGCUGCUCGAGUAUCAACUGAAGCACAAGAUGCACUUGGAAGAGUGCAGAAGAAGGAUCAACAAGGCACAGAAGACCAUUUACGCGCCAACUAUCACCCUUCCUCGCCUAGAAGAGGACGAAUUUGGAAAAAUCUAUGAGCUGCCAAAGGCUGGAUCCAGGUAUCGCCCUAGCUUGCCACUCACCCCCAUCGCUUUCCAGGGAAAUGCUUUCCCGACCAAGGAAGAGGCGUUCAAACCAUUUGAGGUGAAACCGGCCCCAAUUUUCCACCCUUGCACUGGGCCAAAGCCUCUGGCCAAGCCUGCCUGCGCUGUGCAGUGCGUAAUUCCCAUGAAGUGGACUGCACCUAGCAAGUUGAUCAACGGACUGCCUUACAAGUACACGCCUACAGUGCACCAGCCCAACAGCGCGGAUCAGGGCAACCAAGAGUUCUUGCCACCCCCUCAGCAAAAGCCCCCUAGAGAGCCCCAAAGGCCGGUGGCUCACCCUUUGCAGCCGGUGCCAGAACCACCUUAUAGGACACAUUCUCCUGCACCACAAUUGUCGGAAGACGAAAUUGCCGAGAUGAUGAGCGCAAGUGCUGAAGUAAUUGUUGGCCACACGUUAGGAGUUAACUUCCAGAAGUUUACUCCUGGAUUUGAACACCUUAAAAACUCGGAAGUAUAUCGCUUGGUACACGGUUUGGAGGAUUAAACUACACAACACAAAUGGGAAUAUUACUUAAUGUUUAAUUUUACUUGAUAUUGCACAAAGCAGAAAAUGUUGUAAUUUACCUUCUCUGUGUUGCUGUUUUUAAGUUGUGUAAUACUAAUUAAAUGUAUUUGCAAUGACGUUUGGCAACUCAAUGUUUGUGAAAUAGAAUCAGAUAAAACGGUUCCACCAUAAGAAAUUUUGUGAUGUACAUUUUUAACACCAACUACCUUUUGAAAUGAAAUGUUAUAUCCCGCAAAUGAAGGAUUUCCUGUUAGUGAAAUACAUUUUUGCCCUCCUUCACAAAUAAUUAAUGUACUUUGUGUUGCUUAAUCCAUAUAAGGAUGAAAAUAAUGUUAAGAAAGCAAAAUAGAGUUUAAUAAACAAUUUAAACAAUUGAUAA